Patiria miniata (bat star) is the source of this 2710-nucleotide messenger RNA. Its product is annotated as cholinesterase 2-like. Gene Ontology annotation, cellular component: plasma membrane. The transcript is spliced from 4 exons. Bases 244 to 2073 code for a protein of 609 amino acids. Lineage: Eukaryota; Metazoa; Echinodermata; Asteroidea; Valvatida; Asterinidae. Gene Ontology annotation, molecular function: acetylcholinesterase activity. Gene Ontology annotation, biological process: choline metabolic process; acetylcholine catabolic process. The record is from RefSeq and is a predicted model, not a curated record.
UUAACCCGCCAUCGGGCAAGCAGGGCUCACAUCCUUCAUAUAGUCGUCAGUUAGCCAAGUGGGUUCUUCAGUAACUAGGCUGUCGGCAUGGUGACAAGCGCUCACGUGACAUGACACGAUGAAGAGGUGGUGAGCGGACGGCAGUCACAUCUACAGCGGGCCCGAAAUCACCUUUGGACGGUGGGAAGCGCUGCAGCUUUCUUCGCUAAAAGGCCAGGGAGAUUCACUCAAACUGAAACAAGUAUGACUUGGGAAAUGGCCGUAUUUAUUUUCUACCUGAUUCUGGUGCGGACGCUGACUGCGUCGCAGAGCACGCAGGACCUCGGCCCAAUCGAGACCAUCUCUACGGGUCGUAUCAUGGGCAAGCGGAUGUCAGUCUUAGGCAAGACCGUGCAUGCUUUCCUGGGGAUACCGUACGCCGAGGCGCCCGCGGGGGAGCUGCGGUUCAGAAACCCCGUACCCCGGGUGCCCUGGCAGGACACUUUCAACGCCUCCUACUACGGCUUCGGGUGCUUUCAGGCACCCGAUGAAAACUUCCCCGGGUUCGAAGGCUCGGAGAUGUGGAACCCGAACGUGGAGCUGAACGAGGACUGCCUGAAUCUCAACGUCUGGGUGCCCUACCCUCGUCCCGUGAACUCUCCAGUGUUGGUCUGGAUUUACGGUGGGGGUUUCUUCGCCGGUGUGUCGUCCCUGGAUGUGUAUGAUGGAAAGACGCUAGCGGCAGUAGAGGGCUUGGUGGUGGUAUCAAUGAAUUUCCGGCUUGCCGCGUUGGGUUUUCUAGCCAUGGACGAUCCCUCCGCCCCGGGGAAUCAAGCUCUUCGUGACCAGGCCCUCGCUCUUCAGUGGGUGCAGGAUAACAUCCACGUAUUUGGAGGGGAUCCGGAUCAAGUCACGAUAUUUGGAGAGAGUUCGGGAGCCGCUAGUAUCGCGUUCCACAUGAUCUCACCGGUAAGCAAGCACCUGUUCCAACGGGUGGGAUUGCAGAGUGCAUCGGCCGUAGCUCCGUGGGCGUACUACACAAUGGAGGAAGGCAGGAGACGAGGGCUUACGCUGGCUGAGAAACUUAACUGCUUGGAUGAUCAGAGUGGUGAAGCACUGACCACACCCCAGAUAGUGGACUGCAUGAGGACCAGGGAAGUAGUGGACAUUCUCAGAUGGCAGUGGGUCACCCUUGACUUCGCUGAUUUCCCGUUCGUUCCCGUGGUGGACGGUACCUUCGUACCGGAGCGCCCUCAGUCGGCGAUGGAGAGGCGAGCUUUCAAGAACUGCGAAGUAAUCGUAGGCAGCAACAAAAACGAAGGCAUAUUUUUCAUGGUGUACGAAGUACCCGGUAUCUCAAAGUUCUCCCAAAGCCAUCUGAAUCGAGAACAGUACAUGGACGCCGUCGAAUACUGCUUCCGAAAAGCGAACACGUUUGGAAUCAAUGCCAUAGACUUUGAGUACACCCCUUGGUUGAGUCCGGACGACCCCGUGGCGUUGCGGGACGCCGUGGAGCAAGCCGUGGGGGACCAUAUCUUCGGUUGCCCUGCCUACGAACUGGCCAUGGCCGCUGCCUCGGCCCAGAACCCCGUGUAUUACUACCGGUUCACGGACCGGGCUUCAAACAAUCCCUGGCCCGAGUGGAUGGGGGUGCUGCACGGAGAUGAGAUCAUGUACAUCUUCGGUAUUCCCCUCCACCCAGAGUUCGGUUACAACAGCGCUGAGGCCGAGCUCAGUCGGAAAAUGAUGAAUUACUGGGCCAACUUUGCAAGAACGGGAAAUCCAAAUAAGGCGAAAGAGGACGACCCGGAAGGAGACUGGCCGCUCUACACCGUCGAGCGCCAGGAAUUCUUCACGCUGAACAAGAGCAUCGUCAGCGGUGACGUCUUCAUCGGGCGUGGUCCACGGGCCAAGCAGUGUGCUUUCUGGAGGGACUACCUACCAACUCUCGUCACACAAACAGGUGACAUCAGCGAAGCAGAAAGAAAAUGGAAGCAGCAAUUCAACGACUGGAGCACGAAGUAUAUGGUGAACUGGAAGGCCGAGUUUGACAGCUACAUCAAUGGGAGACAGUGCGAUGACCGCAAUCACUGAAUAAAGGCGGUGGUGGGGAAAUCCAACCAAUCAACGGUCGAGUCUGUGUCGUAAUCGAGCCAAUCACAAGUCAGAUCGCAAGCCAGGUCACGAGUAUACGCACAACAGGGGACAAGCACCGACAAAGGAGUGACUUUGUUACAGUUCGUAACUUUAUUUGAUAAUAGAUGGCUUGUAAUUGGUUUAUGAUGACUUAUGACGACUUGUGAUUGACUUAUGAUGACUCAGUGUGUGGACUUGUGGUGACUUGUGAUUGACUUGCGAUGAUCUGUGAUAACUCAAUUAUCACUUUGGUUGACACAAGAAUUCGCAUGAAACCGAAACGACUUACAUGUAUCAGGUUCUCCGGGCCUCCAUAUUGAAACCUGGCUGAAAAAAGUGAACAAUGUAUUAAUUAAUUAUUGUAUCACCUCGAUAACUUUAAAAUGGCGGAUCCCGUAUUCUUUCAAGUGUAACACGGAAAUUACAACUAGCAUCUUUAACACUCGCUUACUCCUCAAAACUCCAUGACGAAAUUUCACAAUAAACCUACUCCAAUAAUGUAAUGCAACGAGAGAAUGAGCACACAAAAUUGGUGCGGUUUACCAUGUCAAGUCAACAUCUGAUAUAAUCAUAAUGUCCACAUUAAAUAACGUAU